Prunus persica (peach) is the source of this 2165-nucleotide messenger RNA. RefSeq lists its product as uncharacterized. Lineage: Eukaryota; Viridiplantae; Streptophyta; Magnoliopsida; Rosales; Rosaceae. The record is from RefSeq and is a predicted model, not a curated record. The coding region runs from base 86 to 2038 and encodes 650 amino acids. The transcript has 14 exons. Gene Ontology annotation, biological process: double-strand break repair. Gene Ontology annotation, cellular component: nucleus; site of double-strand break.
UGCUCUUUUGGUGAAGAUUUCGAUCAUUUUCUGGAAUCUUCGUCGCCCUCCUCCUCAGAGACUGAGAGUGAGUGAGAAGACGGCAAUGACGGAAGUGAAGCGGUGGAGCGUCACCUACACCAAGCACAUGAAGCAGAAGCGCAAGGUUUACCAGGACGGUUUCUUAGAGCUCAACACCUCCAUUAAUAAGGUGUUGCUGUACGACGAUUGUGAGAAGCUCUUGGAGUGCAGGCUCUUGAAGAAAGACGAAGAACUUAGCUCCGGCGAAACACUCACAUUCAAUGCUUUUCUUGUUGACGUGAACGAAGCUGAUUCAGCCGAAGGAGAUCGCAAACCUGUACCUGGUUUUAAUUCUCAAGCAAAAGAUAUGAAAUUCAAUGAGAAACGCGCAAAGCCGUUUGUGAAUACAAGGAAUAAGCCGCAGCCAAAUUUGAGCCCGUCGCAAAAGAUAAUUAGAGAGUUUAAGAAUAGGGAACUGCACAAGUAUGGUGCAGCACAAAGUAGUCCAGAAACGAUGAAAACUAGCAAAACAGAAUGGCAGGUUCUAUACACCACACAACUAACUCAAAGGGCCAAGAAGUAUCAUGAUGGUUUCUUACAACUUGCAGUUUCUGGGUCUUAUGGAAAGCAGAUAAUACUGUUGGAUGAAAGCAGGAAUCUCUUAGAUAGCAGGUUCCUUAAGAAAGAUGAAGUCCUAGCAUCCGGUGAAUCAAUAGGAUUUAGUGCUCAUUUAGUUGAAAUUGGAGAAUGUGAAGGAGAUAAUAAACCCGGGAAAAAUUUGCAUUUCAAAGAAAAUAAACGUAAUGUUGUUAGAGAGGCAGGAGUAAAGCAUGAACAAAGUAAUGGUGUUAUCACUGAUAAAGCUGCUGAGAAAGAAUGGAAGGUCCUGUACACUACACAAUUAACCCAAAAGGCCAAAAAGUACCAUGAUGGUUUCUUAAAACUAGCAAUGUGUGGCUCCCAAAGGAGGCAGGCCCUGCUGUUUGAUGUGACUAAGAAACUCAUAGAUAGCAAGUUCCUCAAAAAAGAUGAAGAUAUAAGAUCUGGUGAAUCAUUUACAUUUGAUGCUCAUUUGGUUGACAUUGGAGAACCUGAAGGAAACCAUGAAGCUUUGGUAGAUUUGAAAUUUCGAGGAAAAGACGAUUGCUAUGUCCAGGAAACAAGGAAAUUAGGUGGUGGAGAUGAUUGUGUUAUAGUCAAUAAUUUUGAAGUAAAAGAGUGGCAUGCUCUAUACACCACUCAGAUUACUCAAAAGGCCAAGAAGUACCAUGGUGGCAUUCUCAGACUUGACAUUUCUGGUUCUUACCGUAAGAAGGUUAGUUUACUUAGUGAAGACAAAACCAUGCUGAGCAGUAAGUAUAUCAGUUUGUCAGAAGAUAUAAGAACAGGAUGCAUGUUUGAGCUGCCAAAAUAUUUGGUGGAGGUUGGUAGACUAUAUACAAGUUCUGGAGGUGAAGGAAAACCUCACAACAAAGAUUAUUUGAGGAAAGCUUCAGAGUCAAAUCUUAGCAUCUCUAGUGUAGAGGAAACGAGAUCAAGCAGGGCAGUCCAUACAAACAAGCCUUUACGUGAUGCCAAUCAGAUUUUGUCCAUUCUCCAAAGACCUAUGGCUCAGGAGAGGAUAGUUUCAGGCCAUGCUGAUAACAGCACAGCAAGACCAAUUGCCUCCACUAAGGAGUCUCAAGUUUCAGAUACUAUAAUAGUGAAUUUCUCUGAAGCCCGACCAUCACAACCACAUAGAUCAGUUGAAAGUAUAGAGCAAAGUGAAAAUAUGGACACUGGAAACCUCCCUGAUCCUAUGUCUUUCAAAGCAAUAUCCAGCGGUAGUGGCAGUCCAGUAGCUGAUGGAAUCAACAUGAGAAACUCCGACCAGUUUUCUCCAGGACAUGUGAAAGCUGACACCAGACAGCAUGACACAGCAUAUACUUCUGACAAAUCGAGUUUGAGUUCAUGUGUUUCUUCGGAUGAGAAAAGUAGUUCUGAGGAGCCUACUUGUGAGCAAAUCGAAGAAUGCCCUAGUUUUGAUCUUGGAUUUUAAACAACUCUACUUGGCACUUUGCUUUGUAUAUGUUGUGUGAUAGCUUGUAGUGAGGCCGUAUUUAGUGAGAGUUAGGAAUCUAAUGUUCUGUAUGUCCUGUGCUUCAAUGUUGUGGCUUUGAUGAUUU